AGCAGCUCCAGCCGAGUCAAGGCCUCACUGCGUGUGCUCAAGGUGUAGAAGCUAGAACGAUUGGAAAGUAAGACAUUCUACGAACUUAUCGAAAUAUGGAGAGGAAAGAAGAUGACGACGAUAUUGUCUGCUUGGAUGAGUCUUUCUUUAUUAACGACAACUAUCAACUUACAACCUUUACAUUUGGGUCUCAAGUGCUUGAGCUCUAUUGUCUCCAAUCAGCUUCAACUGAUUUUGAUCUUACAGGGCAAUUAGUGUGGCCGGGUGCCUUGCUUUUGAACAAUUAUCUUUCAAAAAACUCUGACAUGCUCCAAGGAUGUUCUGUUAUUGAAUUAGGCUCUGGUGUUGGUGUUACGGGAAUUCUAUGCAGCCUAUUUUGUACUGAGGUUGUAUUAAGUGACCAUAAUGAUGAAGUUGUCAAGAUCUUGAAGAAAAAUAUAGAGCACCAUAGAUCUUUGGAAACUUCUAGGAGUUGUGCUGCAGGAUUAGUUGCUGAGAAGCUAGAAUGGGGAAAUCCUGAUCAUAUGAGCCAAAUAUUGCAAAAAUAUCCAGGAGGAUUUGAUCUGGUUCUUGGAGCUGACAUCUGUUUUCAACAAGCUAGUGUUCCUCCACUUUUUGAUACAGUGGAGCAGCUGCUUCAUCUUAAAGGAGGCAAGCAAUGCAAAUUCAUACUAGCAUAUGUAUCUAGAGCUAAGAUUAUGGACUCAAUGGUAACAAAUGAAGCUAUUCGCCACGGAAUGCAAAUCAGUGAAGUACCUGGGACACGAUCUGUGGUAGGAAAUCUUGAAGGUGUUAUCUUUGAGAUUACCCUUCAGUAGAAGAACGAGGCUCACUUGGGGAGGAUCUUUAACGAUUUACAAAAUACUCUCGGAAAAGCAGAAACUCAAAGGUUGCAACAUAAACAGUGCUGUCAUUGAUCAUAAGUGUAAAUCAGCAUCGCAAUCGGUUUUGUUCUUUGACUUAUACAUCUAGAAACAAAAUGAACUUUAUGAGGUGAUUUUAUAAGAGCAUCAAAUCCUCAUAAAAGUUCUUGGUGAACCAAGGCAGUCAUUUUGUUUAUGCUGUCAGGAUUAUGGCUGAACAAGUGAGAUUUUCUUUAUUACAUGAUUUCAGUUAUAGGACAAUGUUAAUGAUAAUUUAGGUUUGAUUUUUCA
Telopea speciosissima is the source of this 1154-nucleotide messenger RNA. Its product is annotated as protein N-lysine methyltransferase METTL21A. Lineage: Eukaryota; Viridiplantae; Streptophyta; Magnoliopsida; Proteales; Proteaceae. The transcript has 8 exons. The coding region runs from base 96 to 818 and encodes 240 amino acids. Gene Ontology annotation, cellular component: nucleus. Gene Ontology annotation, biological process: protein methylation. Gene Ontology annotation, molecular function: protein methyltransferase activity. The record is from RefSeq and is a predicted model, not a curated record.